Cylas formicarius (sweet potato weevil) is the source of this 1975-nucleotide messenger RNA. RefSeq names its product ralA-binding protein 1 (gene Rlip). Gene Ontology annotation, biological process: small GTPase-mediated signal transduction. The coding region runs from base 90 to 1973 and encodes 627 amino acids. Gene Ontology annotation, molecular function: GTPase activator activity; small GTPase binding. The transcript has 7 exons. NCBI's taxonomy places the organism in Eukaryota, Metazoa, Arthropoda, Insecta, Coleoptera, Brentidae. The record is from RefSeq and is a predicted model, not a curated record.
AUGUUAAUCUAUCGCUUGACAGCACCUAUCAUGUGUUUGGAAUGUGUACACAAUAAGUUAAAAUGUAAAUAUUUUUUUAACAUUUAAUUAUGGAUUUCGACAGUCCAGACGUAAUGAAAGAUUUUCCCGGAUUGUAUUCAUCCGACUUGAAAAAGAAGGGCAAUGAUAGCGAUUAUAACGAUGAGACCGAAAAAUGCAAUAAAAAAGAAAUGCUCAUAGGCAAGAGGAAGGAAAAAAAGGACAAAAAGGAUAAGGAUAAGGGUUAUGCCGCCCUAGAAGGAGAAAGUUCUGAUGAAGCUAGUGCACAGAAGUCCAAGAAGUCUAAGGCAUUUAAAUUUACCAAGUCAAAAGAUAAAGAAAAAAGGGAUAAAGAUGAAAGCAGCAAGAAAAAUCGCCAAAAGAAGGAUGAAAAAGCUUCUAAAACUAAAAAAAGAUAUAAACCAAAACAUUCCUUAGAAGAAACCAUUGAUAUAGCAGAUGCCCUCCCAAUAUUUGGUGUAAGUUUAGAUCUGGCAGUUGAAAGAGGAAAAUGCCAUGAUGGAAUUGCCAUACCAUUACCAAUUCGAGAAUGCAUUGAUUAUAUUGAAGCAAUGGGUUUAACAUUUGAUGGAGUAUAUAAAAUUAGUGGCCCCAAAACAAAAGUGUCACAAAUAAGAAAAAUGUAUAAUCAUAGGCAAAACGUAAAACUCGCGGAUUAUGAUAUUCCCACUGCAACUAGUCUUUUGAAAAUGUUCUUAAGGGACCUCCCUGAACCCAUAUUCACAAAUGAACUAAUAAUUCGUUUUGAAGAAGCUGGUGCCAUAUUAAAUUUUAAUACCAGAGAAAAGCAUUUGAAGAACCUGGUUGAUGUGCUGCCUCCAUUGAACAAGCUUUUAUUGUCGUGGCUUAUAAUUCACUUGCACAAUGUUACUUUAAAGGAGCAUAUGAAUAAAAUGAAUAAACAAAGCAUUGCUGCUGCUUUAAACCACACAUUCCACGUAUCAUCUAGACUUUUACAAGCGCUAAUUCAUCACAGCAAAGCUUUGUUUCCCAAUACAAUAAUCACUAGGUAUAUACCUCCUUUAGAAUCUGGUACAUUGUUGCCUGACAAACCGCAUUUAAUUGAAGUGGAAUUGGCCAAAUUAGAAUCUCUCUUGAACCAAAUCCAUCAAGAAAUGAACAUUGGAUUCUUCUCAAAAACUAGGGAAGAACAUCUGUGGGAAGUUCAAAGGGUCACCACCGAAUUGAAGAGGAAAUUGAAGAAAUUUCAAAAAAGCAAGGACACUUCAUCCAUUAACUCGUUGUCAAAACAAAGCGAGAAAUCUUCACAAGAACCGGACACUGUUGGGUUUGAAGAUGCGAACGCUGAAGGUGAUGUUAAUGAAGACGAAUCUAAACAAUUCGCAAAUGAUUCGACAAUUGAAAGAGUUGUAACAGAACAGAUAAAUCCCAGUACCAGCGAACAAGCGGCAGCUUCCGAAGUACCGGAAGACGCAACUGAUUUGAUUCACUCCAACAAUCCAGGUCAAAAAAUUGAAAUUGAAGAGCACGAAGAUGAAGAGGAAUACAGUUACGAUUCGGAUGAUAGCUCGACAGACAGUGAAAUCCUAGAGGAAUAUUUAUAUUUCGACGAGAAAUUUGUGGUUUUGCGAUUUAAAAAUACCAUGUUGAAAUUACUGAUCGAGCAGCUAAUGGAGGAUAUCAAUUACGAGAGGAAGGAUAUCGAUGAAUACCAGCAGAAGAUAAACGGAAUUUUGCAGGAAACUCGGCCGAUAAAAUGUGCAAAAAAAUAUCCCAAAAAUCCAAACAGCUUUGCGCAAGUACGCAAUUUGUUGGUGAAAGAAAACCAGAUGCUUCAAAUUAAGAAAAUGAAUUUGGUCAGAGAAAUCAUGGAACAGAGAGAAAUGUGUGCCGAUUUGACCGCCAGAAUCAAAUGGGCUCUAAAAGAUACAAAAGAGCAAAAAUACCUGCAGUGUCAGCAAAUUACCGCUUAGUU